Messenger RNA from Lotus japonicus, 1202 nucleotides. RefSeq lists its product as uncharacterized. NCBI's taxonomy places the organism in Eukaryota, Viridiplantae, Streptophyta, Magnoliopsida, Fabales, Fabaceae. Gene Ontology annotation, biological process: snRNA 3'-end processing. The record is from RefSeq and is a predicted model, not a curated record. The transcript is spliced from 5 exons. Bases 50 to 1117 code for a protein of 355 amino acids. Gene Ontology annotation, cellular component: integrator complex.
UGAGCUCAAUUAUCUCUUGCCAGCAGUUCUAGGCAUAAGGGAAUCUACCAUGGAACCAACUUGUGCUGCUUGUGCCAUGGAAUGGAGCAUCCAACUUGAGAAGGGCCUCCGUUCUAGUAAACCAGGUGUACCUGUCAAAACCAUAUUGAAAUUGGGGCCCCACCUUCAGCUAUGGAGUAGAGAGUUCGAGUCUGGUAUUGAUUCCAAUGCCAUAUUUGGCCUUGUUCCAGGAGAAGAUAGGCUGUUUGCCAAUGCCAUCCUCUUACACCUUGCUGAUGCCUUUAGAGGAGGUGACAAAGAAAUCAGGCUUUCUAUUGUCAGGGUUUUCUUGUUUGAACGAAAGCACCGUGAUAAUGGGAAACACAAGCAGUGUAAGGGCUUGCUAUCAAAGGCCAGAGUAGCUAACCACUUGGAGAUGUUGAAGAGAGUGAAAUCUGUCUUCCAAAAUGGAGAUUCAGAGUCCAAGGCACUGGCUUUGGUUCUGUUUGGUUGCUGGGCUGAUUUUGCCAAUGACAAUGCUCAAAUACGAUACUUGAUACUUUCCAGCCUCGUUUCAACUCAUGAUUGUGAGGUAAUAGCAUCAUUAUUUGCUGCUGGAUGCUUCUGUGAGAUAUCAGAUGAUUUUGCAUGUAUUACAUUGGAGAUGCUGUUUAACAUGGUGAAUACACCUGCAGUAUCUUGGCCUAUAAAGUUGGCUGCCGUACGAGUUUUUGCAAAAUUUAAGUGCUCAUAUUCAGUUGCGAGUAAAGCAUACAAGAUAGGUCUACAGUUGAUAUUAAAUUCUUCAAAUGAAGAUCUUUUGGUAGCUAUGCUAUUCUCACUUUCAAAACUGGCUUCUGUUUCUACAGUUCUAGCCUCCAAUGAGGUGGACUUUCUACUAUCAUUUGUCAAGCGAGAAGUAGCUUCACAUGUACAAGAAACAGCAUCAAAAUGCAUACAUUAUCUAUUAAAAAAUAAUCCUGCUCUAAAGCUUUGUUGUAAUGCGUCCUUUGAGCUCCCAGAUGGACAGACCCUACAACACCCACCCUCUGAAGAUCAAGCUUGGAAAGACGAUUGGAGAAAUGAUGAAAUAGUAGAACUGAAGAAUUUGUUUUCGGAUUUGGAAGCACCUUUAUAAAUAGGAAAAAUAUUAGUUCAAUUGUUUUAACAUGAAAUUUAAAUAUUUAAAUAUUUUUAUUUUUGUAUAUUUUAUCCAUGCGAGA